AACUUUUAGGAAAUAGGUUAUGUUGUGAUAAUUUUUGUACCUUGAAAACUAUAAUUUUAUAACAAAUAAUGAUACCCAAAAACGUAUUUCUUAAACGUUUAUGUCCGUUAAUUAUGCAAAUUGCGGAAGCUCAUCGGAAACCGAGAUGGUUGCCUGUAGCGAAAAGCAAAAUAUAUCGCAUUCCAAAACGGCCUGAAAUAUCAGAAGAGGAGCGAUUAGAGUUACUACGAAUUAACAACAAUUAUAAGACACAAAUGCGUGCAAUACGACGAUUUUAUCAUGAAGAAAUGAUAAAUGAGAAGUCAUCUUUACAGAGCGCCAGCUCGGAGAUGUCUCAGCGAGUGGAGGCGGAUGAAUGGGCGAGAUGCGUACAAAUUAAUGAAAAAUGGAACGCACAAGUAGCUGCAGAAAGAGAACAAAGGCGAAUUGUAGAGUUGGCAGCAAUGGAGGAUUACGCACUCAAAAGAAUGGAAGCAAAGGAUAGGGAACUUAAGGAGAAAAUAGCAAGGGCGUCUGCAGAAAUAAAACGUGAAAAGGAGUUAAGUUCAACAUUUAUAACACCGGAUAAUCUCGAAGCGGCCAUAGAUCACGCUCUAGCUAACCCAGUGGACUACAAUUAUGCUAUUGAUUUAAAAGGUAUCAUAGUGUCUGGAAGAGACACCCCGAUAGUAAAACCAGAAAAGAAGGAGCAGACUGCCUAGUGUUUUAGUGUUAUUUUAAAUUUUGUCAUAUUCAUUUUGUCAAUGAAUGCUUACAAAGUUAAUAUGUAAAUAGUAGUAUUUUUCAAUAAAAAAUAUAUGUUAUGUACCAUUAAAAGUAAAUCAACACAUACA
Messenger RNA from Nymphalis io (European peacock), 833 nucleotides. RefSeq names its product probable 28S ribosomal protein S26, mitochondrial (gene mRpS26). Gene Ontology annotation, cellular component: mitochondrial small ribosomal subunit. The coding region runs from base 69 to 701 and encodes 210 amino acids. Lineage: Eukaryota; Metazoa; Arthropoda; Insecta; Lepidoptera; Nymphalidae. The record is from RefSeq and is a predicted model, not a curated record. The transcript is spliced from 2 exons.